Cuscuta campestris is the source of this 4787-nucleotide messenger RNA. The record is from the annotation of a GenBank genome assembly. Lineage: Eukaryota; Viridiplantae; Streptophyta; Magnoliopsida; Solanales; Convolvulaceae.
CUCCCCACUCCCACCGGACCACACCUCCGUUUUCUUUGCUUUCACACACCAAUUUCGACUUUUUGUUUCUUCCUCUGUCGCUCUCCGGCGGCGAGAGCGGCCGCUAUGGAGUUUUCUUCCGGCGGAAGACGAAUGAGGCUUCUUAUCUCGACUUGUUUGGCCGCCUCUUUGUUUCUCCAGGUCUUCCUUAGUGGUUCAACAGUAGCAGCGCAGGGGCCAACUCGGCAAAGACACUCGGAAGGGUAUUGCGCCAUGUAUGACAUUUGUGGAAAACGUACAGAUGGAAAAAUGCUGAAUUGCCCCUUUGGUUCCCCAUCUGUGAGGCCAGAUAAGUUGCUUGCAUCUAAGAUCCAAAGCUUGUGCCCAACAAUUACUGGAAAUGUAUGCUGCACAGAGGCUCAAUUUGACAUAUUAAGAUCACAAGUUCAGCAAGCAAUCCCGUUCCUUGUUGGCUGUCCAGCAUGCUUGAGAAACUUUUUAAAUCUAUUCUGUGAACUUUCUUGUUCUCCAAACCAGAGUCAAUUUAUAAAUGUUACAUCUGUUUCAAAGGUUAAAAGCAACUUGACUGUAGAUGGUAUUGAUUUUUUUAUAACUGACACUUUCGGGGAGGGGUUAUAUGAAUCCUGCAAGGAGGUAAAGUUUGGGACUAUGAACACUCGAGCAAUUGACUUCAUUGGUGCAGGGGCUAAAAAUUUCCGAGAGUGGUAUGCAUUUAUUGGUAGAAGAGCUGCACUUGAAAUGCCAGGAUCUCCAUUUGCAAUUAAUUUUGUAUCAAAGGCCCCCGAUUCAUCUGGAAUGAAAACAAUGAAUGUUUCUGCAUAUUCCUGUGGUGACAAUUCAUUGGGGUGUUCUUGUGGUGAUUGCCCUUCGGCUCCUGCAUGCUCAAGUUCUGCCCCUCCACCUGCUGAAAAGAAAGAAUCUUGUUCUGUAAGAAUAGGCUCUAUCAAGGCAAAGUGCAUUGAAGUUUCUGUGGCAAUAACUUACAUCGUCUUGGUCUCCUUUUUUCUUGGAUGGGGUUUUCUUCAUAGGAGAAAAGAAAGAACUCCAGUUUCCAAGACAAAGCCAUUGAUAAGUCCUCCUGAUACUGGUGUCAUCCACCAAAUUAACAAGCAAAAAGAUGAGAAUGUGGCGAUGCAGAUGCUUGAGAAUGCACCACAAAUGUCAAGUGGCGUUCAACUUUCAGUAGUGCAAGGAUACUUGUCAAGAAUUUUCAGGAUAUACGGAACAUGGGUUGCAAGGCAUCCCAUUGCUGUUCUAUGCUCAUCCUUGGUUAUUAUUCUGAUACUUUGUUUGGGUUUGCUUCGUUUUAAAGUUGAAACAAGACCUGAAAAGUUAUGGGUUGGCCAUGGAAGUAGAGCUGCAAAAGAGAAACUGUUUUUUGACAGCCACCUAGCUCCGUUUUACAGAAUUGAACAGAUCAUAAUCGCAACCAAACCUGAUGCAAAGAGUGGGAAGCCUCCAACUAUUAUCACACAAGAAAAUAUCAUGUUACUUUUUGAUAUACAAAACAAGGUAGACUCGAUCAAAGCUAAUAACUCUGGAUCAGUUGUGUCUCUAACUGACAUUUGUAUGAAGCCACUUGGCAAGGAUUGUGCUACCCAAAGUGUUCUUCAGUAUUUCAAGAUGAAUGCAACAAAUUUUGAUGAGUAUGGGGGUAUUGACCACCUUCAGUAUUGUUUUCAGCAUUAUACUUCAGCGGAGAAUUGCAUGAGUGCAUUUAAAGCCCCCCUUGAUCCAUCCACUGCUCUUGGUGGCUUUUCUGGUAACAAUUACUCGGAGGCCUCUGCUUUUAUUGUAACGUAUCCUGUGAAUAAUGCAAUUAAUAGAGAAAGCAAUGAUACUAAAAGAGCCGUUGCCUGGGAGAAGGAAUUCAUCCAGUUAGUGAAGGAUGAAAUUUUGCCAAUGGUUCGAUCAAAGGGUUUGACAUUAUCAUUCUCAUCAGAAAGCUCUAUUGAGGAAGAACUGAAGCGAGAAACGACUGCUGAUGUUAUAACUAUAGUGAUAAGUUAUCUUGUGAUGUUUGCGUACAUAUCUUUGACAUUGGGUGAUAUUUCAAGCUUCUCUUCAUGUUAUAUAUCAUCUAAGGUGUUGCUUGGCCUUUCUGGCAUUGUUCUAGUCAUGCUCUCUGUUCUCGGAUCAGUUGGUUUCUUCAGUGCCAUAGGAGUAAAAUCAACACUUAUCAUAAUGGAAGUUAUCCCAUUCCUUGUGUUGGCGGUUGGGGUGGAUAAUAUGUGCAUAUUGGUGCAUGCAGUUAAAAGACAGUCAUUAGAACUGCCUUUAGAUGGGCGAAUCAGCAACGCGCUUGUAGAAGUUGGUCCAUCUAUAACCCUAGCUAGUCUAGCAGAGGUCUUGGCAUUUGCAGUAGGAAGUUUCAUUCCAAUGCCAGCAUGCCGCGUGUUCUCCAUGUUUGCAGCAUUGGCUGUUCUGUUAGACUUCCUUCUGCAAGUUACUGCUUUCGUUGCCUUAAUUGCCUUUGAUUUUCUGAGAGCAGAAGAUAACCGAAUCGAUUGUUUUCCAUGUAUUAAAGUUUCUGGGUCAAAUGUUGAUCAUGACAUAGGUAAUCAACAAAGAAAACCUGGAUUCUUGGUUCGAUAUAUGAAGGAUGUUCAUGCGCGCAUUUUAAGCAUGUGGGGAGUAAAAGUAGCAGUGAUAUCCAUAUUUUCUGCUAUUGCAAUGGCAAGCAUUGCAUUAUGCGCAAGGAUUGAGCCAGGUUUGGAACAGCAAGUUGUUCUUCCCAGAGACUCAUACCUCCAGGGUUAUUUUAAUAAUAUAUCUGAUUAUCUCAGAAUCGGACCUCCAUUGUACUUUGUGCUGAAAAACUACAAUUAUAGUGCUGAAUCAGUGCAAACCAAUCAGUUAUGCUCUAUCAACAAUUGUAAUUCAGAUUCUCUUUUGAAUGAGAUUUCAAGAGCAUCACUAAUACCUGAAUCAAGUUACAUAGCUAAACCUGCUGCUUCAUGGCUUGAUGAUUUUUUGGUUUGGAUAUCACCAGAAGCUUUUGGUUGCUGUCGUAAAUUUAUAAAUGGGAGUUUUUGUCCACCUGAUGAUCAGCCGCCUUGUUUAUCUAGCAGUGGAUCAUCUACCGGGAUGGGCAUAUGCAAGGACUGCACAACGUGCUUUCUUCACUCAGAUUUAGCCAACGGCCGCCCAACAACUAAACAGUUCAAAGAGAAACUCCCGUGGUUCCUGAGUGCUUUACCUUCUAAUGAUUGUGCAAAAGGUGGUAAUGGGGCUUACACUAACAACGUUGAGCUCAAAGGCUAUGAAAAUGGUGUUAUUCAAGCAUCGGCAUUUCGUACAUUUCACACCCCUCUCAACAAGCAAGUUGACUAUGUUAACUCAAUGAGGGCUGCCCGGGAAUUUGCUUCUAGAGUUUCUGAUUCUUUGAAGAUGGAGGUCUUUCCUUAUUCUGUAUUUUAUAUAUUCUUUGAGCAAUAUCUUGACAUAUGGAGGACAGCGUUAGUAGACCUUGCCAUAGCUAUUGGUGCUGUAUUUGUAGUAUGCUUCGCCAUUACAUGCAGUUUCUGGACUUCAGCAAUUAUCUUACUUGUGCUGGUGAUGAUCGUAGUGGAUAUGAUGGGCGUAAUGGCGAUCCUAAAUAUCCAACUAAAUGCAGUAUCGGUUGUUAACCUUGUAAUGUCAGUGGGUAUUGCUGUUGAGUUCUGUGUGCACAUUACACACGCUUUUCUGAUUAGCAGUGGAGAUAGGAACCAACGCAUGAAGGAGGCAUUGACGACAAUGGGAGCUUCCGUAUUUAGUGGUAUCACGCUCACAAAGCUUGUUGGGGUGAUCGUCCUGUGUUUCGCACGCUCGGAAGUAUUUGUGGUUUACUAUUUCCAAAUGUACCUUGCUUUGGUUCUUCUUGGUUUUCUACAUGGCCUCAUCUUCUUACCUGUAAGACGCAUUCUUUUUUUUCUUUUUUGGAACUGUCCCAUUUACAGAACAAUUAAAGAUUGGUCCAUUGUGAACCAUGUGUGUGUGUGUGUGUGUGUGCACCAAUAUAUAUAAAGUAAUACUCCCUCCGUUCCACAAAACCCUUCCGGUUUUGACUUUGGGGAAAAAUAAGGAAAGUGUAAUUUUGGUUGACUUUCCAAUUUUGCCCCUGAUGUGAUGGGAAAAAGUAAGAUGUGAUAGUUAAGUUAUUAGUGAAAAAGUAUGAUGUGAUAGGUAGGGUAUGAAAAAAUAGGGGUAACAGUGGUUUUUUAAUAGAAAGUGGAAGUGUUACGUGGAAAGCAAAAAAAACGAAAGAGGAAGAGUUUUGUGGAACGGAUGGAGUACACAGUAGUAAUAUAUUUGAGCUGUGUGUUUGUGUUAAAUAUAGGCUAAACUCCACCAUUGGUCCUUCAACGUUAUCAAUUGUGCACGAUUGGUCCUUCAUGUUUUAAAAGUCCAUAAAUAGUCCUUCAACUUUAUGAGUUAUGCACGAUUGGUCCUUCAAGUUUUAAAAGUGCAUAAAUAGUCCUUCAAGUACAUAUCAGCCCUCCAGAUGAGGUCCAUUUGACAGUAAAUGUUAAAAGCUAAAUGAAAUACUGGCUUCAUAUAAUACAGAGUAGUCGUAUCUAGUGGAAUUUACUCGUAUUAUAUGAAACUAGUAUUUCGUUUAACUUUUAAUAUUUGCUGUCAAAAGGACUUCAUAUGGAGGGCUGACAUGUACUUGAAGGACUACUUAUGGACUUUUGAAACUUGAAGGACCAAUGGUGCAGAACGCAUAAAGUUGAAGGACUAUUUAUGGACUUUUGAAACUUGAAGGACCAAUCGUGCAUAACUGAUAAAGUUGAAGGACCAAU